AUGAUAUCUUUACAAAGUGCUAUCAAAAGGUCAUCAAAUGUUGUAGUUCAACACGGCCUUCGAUCAUACAGCAAAAAGAGUUCAACCAUACAAACACUCUUUACUACUACUACUAGUAGCAGCAACAAUAUUAAUGUUCAAUCUUCCACAUCACUCAUUGGUCGUUUUGUUCAAAAUAAUAGUUCAUCCAACAACACUAGCAUUCAAUAUUUCAGUACAUCUUCAUCAUCACUAUCAAAUGUCAAUGCCCCAAAGUCACGUAAAGAGUUAUCAGAAUCUUUCCUUGAUGGUACCUCGUUGGUCUACAUUGAAGACAUGUACAAUGCAUGGAAGAGUGAUCCAAAUGCUGUUCAUCCAAGCUGGAACUCGUUCUUUCAAAGUGCUGAUUUUGGUGCCCCAGCUGGCGAAGCCUAUAUGUCUCCACCAACUUUGGGAACAUCAUCUGCUACCAAGGCCGGACCAUCAUCUGCCUCUGCCGUAAACCUCAGUCAAGUAAGUGAUUCCAUGAGAUUAUUAUUACUCGUUCGUGCCUAUCAAGUUAGAGGUCAUUCCAUUGCUACUCUUGAUCCACUUGGUUUAGAUAUCCGUCCUGAACCUGCUGAAUUAAAUCCUCAAAGAUAUGGAUUUACAGAUGCAGAUAUGGAUAAACCAAUCUAUGUAGGAGAAGGAUUAAUAUCAGGAUUUUUAUCAAACAAUGCACCACAAACAACAUUACGUCAAGUGUUGACACGUUUACGUGAGACCUAUUGUUCAAACAUUGGCGUCGAAUAUAUGCAUAUUCAAGACAGAGAAAUGUGUGAUUGGUUAAGAGAAAAGUUUGAGACUCCAAAAUCACAUCAAUUCAACAAUGAUGAAAAGAUAAAGAUUCUCGAACGUUUGGCUUGGGCCGAUCUCUUUGAAAACUUCCUUGGUCUCAAAUACAAGACUCAAAAGCGUUUUGGUCUUGACGGUUGUGAGUCACUCAUUCCAGGUAUGAAGGCAUUGAUCGAUGACUCUGCCCAAUUGGGUGUUAACCAAAUCGUUAUUGGUAUGCCACAUCGUGGUCGUCUCAAUGUUCUCGCCAACGUAGUUCGUAAACCACUUCAAGCCAUCUUUAACGAAUUCAAUGGUGGUGUUGUUUCACUCGAAGGUGAAUACUCUGGCACUGGUGAUGUAAAGUACCAUUUGGGUACUUCUUACGAUCGUGUAACUGGUCGUGGAAACAAUGUUCAUCUUUCCUUGGUUGCUAAUCCAUCUCAUCUCGAAGCCGUAAAUCCUGUUGUCGAAGGUAAGGUUCGUGCCAAGCAACACUACUCUGGUGAUCAAGAGAGAUCAAAGGCUUUGGCUAUCGUUCUCCAUGGUGAUGCUUCCAUGGCCGGUCAAGGUGUUGUCUAUGAAACUUUACAUUUGUCAAAUUUAACUCAUUAUAGUACUGGUGGUACUGUUCAUAUCGUAGUAAAUAAUCAAAUUGGUUUUACAACUAAUCCAUCAUCAUCAAGAUCAUCUCAAUAUUGUACAGAUGUUGGUAAAGCUAUCGAUAUUCCAAUUUUCCAUGUCAAUGGUGAUGAUACCGAAUCAGUUGUUCAUGUUUGUAAAUUGGCUGCCGAAUGGAGACAAAAAUUCAAACGUGAUGUUAUCGUUGAUAUCGUUUGUUAUAGAAGAUUUGGACAUAAUGAAACUGAUCAACCAAAAUUCACUCAACCAUUAAUGUAUAACAAGAUUUCACAACAAGUCCCAGUUAUUGAAAAGUAUUCACAACAAUUAAUAGGAGAGGGAAUUUUAACUGGUGAUCAAUUCAAUCAAGUCAAGGCAGUAAUCCGUGAAGCCUAUGAAAAGGGAUACCAAGAAGGUAUUAAAUACACACCCAAAGCAUCUGACUGGUUCGAUUCACAUUGGGAGGGUAUCAGAAACCCAUUACAAACUGCCGAAAUCAAGCAAACCAAUAUUUCACCAAAGACUGUUGAAAUCUUGGCCAAGGCACUCUGUUCAUUGCCAGAGGGAUUCGAAGCCCACGCUACACUCAAGAGAUUGAUGAAGGAGAAACAAGAAGUGUUCAACAAUGGACAAGGAUUUGAUUGGGCCACCGCCGAAGCAAUGGCAUUUGGUUCAUUACUCAUGGAAGGUAACCAUGUUCGUCUAUCUGGCCAAGAUGUUGAGCGUGGAACAUUUAGUCAUCGUCACUCUGUGUUGCAUGAUCAAAACACUGGUGACACUUAUUCACCACUUCAAAAUAUUACAAAGGUAACCGGUCAACCAUCUGCCGAAAUUACAAUUAGCAACAGUUCCUUGUCAGAAUUUGCUGUACUUGGUUUUGAAUUGGGUUACUCACUCGAGAGUCCCAAAUCACUUGUACUCUGGGAAGCUCAAUUUGGUGAUUUCUCAAACAGUGCUCAAGUCAUUAUCGAUCAAUUCAUCUCUAGUGGUGAACAAAAAUGGAUGAGACAAAGCGGUCUAGUCAUGUUGUUGCCACACGGUUACGAUGGUGCCGGUCCAGAACACUCUAGUUGUCGUAUCGAACGUUACCUCCAAUUGUGUGAUAGCGAUCCAAACAAGAUCCCAGCCAAGGAAGAAGCCGAACGUAAACAAUUACAACACUGCAACAUGCAAGUACUCAACUGUUCUACUCCAGCCAACUAUUUCCACGCUCUUCGUCGUCAAUUGUUGCGUGACUUUAGAAAGCCAUUGGUAAUUUCUACUCCAAAGUGGUUAUUACGUCUCACUCAAUCCUUUUCAUCGCUCAAGGACUUUACCGAAACUACCUCAUUCACCAGAGUCUAUGGUGAAUCUCAACCAAACGAAAUUGUAGCCCCAGAAAAGGUUCAACGUGUAGUAUUCUGCUCUGGUCAAGUAUACUAUCUUUUACGUGCUGCUCGUGAACAAUCAAAGGUAAAGGAUGUUGCCAUCAUUCGUGUUGAACAACUUCAUCCAUUCCCAUUUGAUUUGGUACAAGAACAACUUCAACUUUACCCCAAUGCUCGUGCCAUCUGGUGUCAAGAGGAACCAAUGAACAUGGGUGCUUGGAAUUACAUCUACCAUUUCUUUGUCUCUACCUUUAAAAGUAUCAAUCGUCCAUUCGACCUUACCUACGCUGGUAGACCAACAAGUGCUUCACCUGCUGUCGCAUCUCAUUCUUUACAUAAACUUCAAGAAGAAACAUUCUUGUCAGAGGCUCUUGGUACAAAGAAAAAAUAA
Molecule: messenger RNA, 3171 nt
Organism: Cavenderia fasciculata
Lineage: Eukaryota; Evosea; Eumycetozoa; Acytosteliales; Cavenderiaceae
Gene: ogdh
Product: 2-oxoglutarate dehydrogenase
Exons: 4
Coding region: 1-3171 (1056 amino acids)
Biological process (GO): tricarboxylic acid cycle
Cellular component (GO): mitochondrion; oxoglutarate dehydrogenase complex
Molecular function (GO): oxoglutarate dehydrogenase (succinyl-transferring) activity; thiamine pyrophosphate binding
Source: RefSeq, a predicted model, not a curated record